This is a messenger RNA of Fraxinus pennsylvanica, 393 nucleotides long. NCBI's taxonomy places the organism in Eukaryota, Viridiplantae, Streptophyta, Magnoliopsida, Lamiales, Oleaceae. The record is from the annotation of a GenBank genome assembly.
AUGCUUCAGCAAUAUAUUUUGCAGAGAAGAACCCUAAUGUCAAAUAAAGCUCCCGUCUUUCCUAUACCGGAACCUCAACACUUCAGUGACUAUGGCUUUGAUCCUCAAAUUGACUAUUUUCAGGUUUUGGAAGAAGCCAGGAAUUACAAGAGGGAGAAUGUAACAUCCAUAGACACACAGCACUUUAAGCUUCAAAAACCAAUAUCAACUGAUGAACAUUCCCCCAAAAAGAACAAAAUGAGAUGGUGGAGGAAUGCCUUGCUCUUUUUCAACUUGAACAAAUGGGUUCCACGCGGCGGAGGAUCCACUACCGCCUCCGGAGGUUGCAAUAACAUCAAUCACCAGGGGCGUCACCGUGUAGGAUCAUUAUUUAUGAUUGAAACACUGGAUUAA